Molecule: messenger RNA, 2788 nt
Organism: Lytechinus pictus (painted urchin)
Lineage: Eukaryota; Metazoa; Echinodermata; Echinoidea; Temnopleuroida; Toxopneustidae
Exons: 3
Coding region: 157-609 (150 amino acids)
Source: RefSeq, a predicted model, not a curated record
AUCCCUCGCAUGAAGACUGUUAUCGAUAGCAACAUCUCGUGCUGUGUCGUCUGCAUUUCCCGUUAUGCACCUUCCAUGCAAUAAAAAUAGCUGGACUUGUCCAAGGAUAAAACUUUUGAUUUCAAUUCUUUGCUACAUGUAGUUUCAAUUUUGAAAAUGAUAUUUGGAGGACAUUUGACGCUUGUUUUGAUUGUGUUUCUCGGUUUAUUCGAUUAUUCAACUUGUUUCAAGUGCUUCCGGUGUAUGUCCAUGUUAUCCCCAAACUCGACCUGCGACCUUUCACCUAUUGACCUCGUAGCCAUUGAAUGUGACACCUACUGCUUUACGGAAGUUAUGAUGGCGGCUGGAGUCCAUGUCUACACCAAGCGUGACUGCACACGGCAGUUCGACUGUACCGAGGAAUCUACUUGCCGUGAACUCGCCCAUUCGGGCAACUGCAAAGCGUGCUGUCGGGACAACUUCUGCAACAAAUACACUGGUAGAGAGGUGGCCUAUAAUACCAUGGAAUCGAUGGGCGUGUCCCGAUACUAUAGCAACACUAAUUGUUGGGCGUGGCUCACCACUGCACUAUCAGCGGCUGUGUAUUUGAGUCAAUUGUCUUUAUCGUAAACCCGUUUCGUUUUUUACUUUGAUCUAAGUUUGAGCCCAUCUUCGAAUAAUUGUUUGGCUAAUUUUCUAUAAUGGAUUAAAGCGCUUGACCAUGCAUAAUAAUUGUCAGAUUCCCAUGGGGGGCAAGAAUCGUCUAUGAUACUGCGUUGUUCACAGACUUGGAACUCUUGACAAGGUUAUCUCUGUCUUUUAUGAAAGAAUAAUUGUCAUUCAACUAAGAUUCCAUUGUCAGCACCGACAUCGUAACCCUACGAUUAUAAUUUCGAUAUCCCCGAGGUUUUUUUUUUGGUUCAUUCAAAUAGCCCCCCCCCCCCUAUUUUUAAAAAUGUUUCGAGCCCCCUGUAGACUAUCCGACAGUAGAACAAACAAAAGAUGGCAUAUAUAGCACCCUGCAGGCCUGCGAGGCUUGCCUUGAGAAAACAACCGAAUAAAAAACAUCAGGGGACGUGGAAGCGGGGGGCUGGGGGGGGGGGGGGGCUUCAGCCUCCCCACUUUUUUCCAAAACCGUGUACAAAAACGUAAAAAUUACCAUAUGAUUGUGAUUUUUUGCAUGGUCAGCCCACCCCCACUUUGAAAACCGUACCGCGGCCCCUGAAUAUGGCUACUAUCGCAAAGCUACCUCCUAUGUAGCUAUGGUUAACAAGAAUCGUCUUUAUACGGUCUUAUAAGAGAAUACUGUACACUGUAGCAAUGCUUGCUCUACUUUCUGAAAUGUGGUGCCCUAAUUAAACGGCGCUUAUUUGUGCUUGAAGGACAAUCAAAAUGAUACAAGAUGGAAAAUGGUGAAGAAAACCAAAUGAAUACGACCAUCCAAUUAAACGUCCGUUGAAAGAUUCCAAGAAGCGUAACAAUAAUUAUAGACAGUUCAAGGAUGUUAAAUUGUGAAGACUAUGCUUGUUUAACAAAACUGUAUGGGUGAUUUCGUGGCAAUAAAGAAAAAAGUUUGUUUGUGCUUUUUAUGUUUGAAUGAAAAUGUUUUUCUCCGGUGCUAUUUUGCAAUUUUCAGUUUUGUUGGCUUGAAAUCUAUUGGUAAAACUCGAAUGCACUGGCGGAUCCGGGGGGGGGGGGGGGGCACAGACGGCCCGUGCCCCCCUCCCUUUGAGAAGCAAAAUUAAAAUUUGUAAUGUAAAAAUGCCGUUGAAACAGAAGUGUGCCCCCUCUCCCACUUUUGAAAGUAAAGACCUUUUUUUCUGGGACAAAAUAUUCUUAAUUUUUGGUUGAAAACCUUUUUUUCUUGCUUGUCAAAUUUUUCCUCGGAAAAAUGUGCCCCCCCCCCCUUGGAAAAUCCUGGAUCCGCCCCUGCUCGAAUGGUAUAGCAAAUAGUGUACUUGGAAUGCAAAAAUAUAGGGUUUUUUCAAGGCCGAGUCGUUAUGUGCAAAAUAGCGGUCAAAUUGGUUAGAAAUGCAGUGACAAACCGCGAAAUGUAAAGAUUCGAAAUUGGUGUUGCAGAACGAUUCUGAUCACUGCUUUGAAUAUAGAGUGUCAUUACUCGGUUUGCUAUUGUCGUACAGAGGGGGGGGGGGUGGGCCAUCCCACCCCCCCAAAAAAAAGCCCCGAUAUUAUACCUAUUCCCUCGGUUCGGGUAUAUCCAUAUUUUUACGUAGAUAUAUUUCACUAUGUACACAUCUACUCUAGAUAUGCAGAGCACAGUCUUUGUGUACACAGCAAAAACUGGGUUGUUAAUAUUGGUGCAUAUAAAGGGACGACACCUGUCAUUUUAAUUCAGUGUUACUUAAUUAGUCGUUGGUGUUAUUAAAACACAUUUAUUUGUUAUUUCAACACUGGUGUUUUUCUUCAAAAUCUAUGGUGUAUCACGUUACGUGCAUACCAACAAUACCUUGCAUGGAUUGCAUUUCCAUUCCAUCUUAAACCCUUUUGAGCAAAUGGUGUUUGUUCGUUCAUCUUCAUCAUGUGUCAUUCUUUCAUAUAUUCAUUUUCUGAUUUACAUUAGCUGUGAUUCAUUUAUUCACUAUUCUUUAUUAAUCUAUUGUGUUGUGUCUGAAUAUGACUCAUUAUAUAGGCCUAUAUUCCUUUACAUAUACUGUAUGUAUUAUACAAUACUAAUCAAUCAAAUUUAUGCAAUCAUAUUCUUGCUAUGCAUAAUAAUAUUAUAUUGAUACUAAAACAGUGAAACGAAACAUGCUCUGAAACAAAGAAAAUAAACACAUAGCCUUACAGU